AGGGUGUGUUGUGUUGGUGGGUGGUGAGGCCUCGCCCUGCCCGACGCCGCUAGCAGCACCCACUCCUCUUCCCGACAGUCGCCCCCAGACGCCUGCCUAGAACACAGGGUCACCCUCACCUUCACGGAGAAUUUUCAACGUGUUUGCAUAAUACGUUUUCCCGGUAUACUGGAUCCCAGUUUCAAGUGAAGGGCUUUGUGAUAUUCUGCUGCUUUACGCUGAUAAAACAGUUUAGUAAAUCAGAAGCCAAAAUAACUUGGAACAAUAGUUAGUGAGCGGGUCUCUGUGGUAACUGGUGUCUUGAUAUUCCUUCUUGUAGUAACAUAUUAGUUCCAGAAAACUUCGAAACGAUAACUGUGAGACAAGUGUGAACUCCUGCAGAACAUCACAAUAGUACCACCGAAGUCUUGGAGGUCUCAUUAACCUGGGCGGGUCGCUGUGAGGGACUCCCACGUCAGGUGUUGAGAGCUGAGCCGUCAUGACCCGGCCCUUCCUGGCUCUCCUCACGCUGCUGCUAACAUGGGGAGUGGCUGUAGAAGGGAUCGUGGUGCGCCUGGCGGAGAUCCUGAGUCUUGACCAAUACGAUGGCUCCUUCAGGCCUCGCUUACGGCAAGGUGCGACAAAGAUCAACGUCUCCAUGGUGAUGCACACCCUCAUUGUCGACGAGACCCGACAGGUGCUGGAGAUGUCGGGAGAGCUGCUGCAGGAGUGGUAUGACCCUGCUCUUGUGUUUCCUGGCACCAGCGCUAAUAUCGUCUCCUCUGUGGGUCUCUCAGCGACAUCCGGUUCUGAAAUCCGGGACAAGGUGUGGCGGCCUGACCUGACGGCGGAGUACGACAUCAAGCCUCAGGGAGCCCAGUCACACGGCGACUUCCUCAGGAUUCAGCGAGAUGGUCACGUGACAUGGAGCCAGAGGAUACACUACACCUUCCCCUGCCUGAUGGACUUAAGCAGUUACCCCUUGGGAGCCCACACUUGCUUCCUAAGGCUCAACAGCCUGGGGUAUGAGAGCUCGGAGUUGGACCCCAAUUGGUAUGGUGACGCAGCUGUGGACUAUAGUGAAGUAAUUAUGUCUCAUGGCUACGAACUAUGUGAGGUGAAGACAGAGAAGAAGACUGCUAAUUUCUUCCACAAGGUGAAGUGGCAGCUAGUGGUCGAGAUGGAGCUGGAGUCACACAGCAGGUGGCAGGUGAAGCACACAGUCAUCCCCAUGAUAGCCACUGUCACUACUGCCUACCUCUCCUUCUUCAUCAAUAUCCGAGCCACCAGCGCUCGGGUCAUGCUGUGUAUGAUGUCGCUGAUGACUGCCGCCGUCAUACACGAGAGUACUUACAACAAGGUGCCGCCAGCCUCCGCCACCAUGGCCAUCGAGGUGUUCACCGGCACGUGUCUCACUUUCAUCUUCGUGGCGACGGUGGAGACUGUGAUGAUGGACGUGCUGUCUCACUUCCACGCCAAGGGUCGCCACUCCGCCUCUCCACACACCUCCUUCGCUCUUGAGGUCCGUGGCUACAAGCCUGAUCUGACGGAGGAGCGAGGAGGUUCUCAGAUCAGCAUGGCUGCCCUCUGGUUGGACCGAUGCUUCCGAGUCCUCUACCCCGCUGGCUUCAUCGCCUUCAACGCCGUCUACUGGGUGAUGUACAAGUCCUCAUAAUCCGGUCUACGGCGCCUCCUUCAACGCCGCCGUCUAUACUGGGCUAACAUACAAUUUCCCUGGACAUACAAGGACCUCACAACGCCGUCAUCUGCUUCAUCUGCUCUAGUGAAAACAAAACAAAUCAACAACGAUCCUAUGAAUUCACAAGGACUGACUGACAUUCUUAAACCCGUUAAUAACACAGUUUCAUAAUACCUGUUCCUGCUACAUCCAGAUCCACUACAAGAUAGAGUGAUGGUGGACAUGAAGUCUCUGUUAUUAUGACACGAAAUACUUUUUUUCAUUGGCGUUAAGGUCCUGUGGAUAGACAUGGAAUUGGAAACUUGUCAAAUGUGUUCAAGUCCAAAGAGACCUUAACCUAACCAGAGUUACCGGUGUUUCUCUCGGAACCCGUUCACCUCACCUAGCCUAAGUUAAGUUAACCAAACCUCAGCUAAACUAUAACCAAUGACUGGAUCUCACUCCUAAUGGCCCUAACCUCUGAUGAGCCUUAAUCAUCAUAGAUAAGACCCAUCCGAGCUGACACCCAUAAACACGUACCAGUCAUCGUGUAUAAACAGCUGACGUUCUCUUAGAAGUUCCUCUAGAGACUAAACGCUGAAACUUCGUAGAUGCUAAGCUGGAACUUUUCACCGCAACACCUGACCAUCUUCUCUGGGUUGAGAGAGAUACCUGCCGUCCUGAGGUUAUAAUGAGUACCGGCUGCCUCGCCUCCCCUCCCCUCGCCUCCCCUUCCCUCGCCUCGCCUCCCCCCCCUCACUAUGGCAUCAUCUUCACUUGUAAAUAUUGACAGUCAUUCAGUGUUGGUGCUAAAGUUUUCCGUCUUUAAACUGAGAUCAUUUAUUCAUUAUAUUUUCAGCAGUGACUUGAUGCCUUCUAGUAGUGGGUUGAUGCCUUCUAGUAGUGACUUGAUGCCUUCUAGUCGUGACUUGAUGCCUUCUAGUCGUGACUUGAUGCCUUCUAGUAGUGACUUGAUGCCUUCUACUCUUAUGAUUCUUCAACAUUCCUCUGUAGUUUAUGCUCACUUUAACCUGUUGUUGUUUAAACCCUCUAAUUACAGGCAUUAUGGGUAGGUCUUUCGAUAGGCUAUAAUAGACUUGUGUAAUGUCAAUGAAUUUGUCGUUCUUGGUUCUAAAACACGAUUUCUUUUUUAGUUUAGUUUUCCUUUGUGAAUGUUCUGGUCUUCAGUUGACGUCUAAUAGUGAGUUGAAAAUGUAAAGGUGGUUCCUCAAAGAGCGAUUUUCUUUUGAUUGUUGUUGUUGUCGAAGUGGGUGGAGCGAGGGAGUCCCAAAAGAACGUGUUACUCUCUCUCUCUCUCUCUCUCUCUGCUUCCUAGAGCAUCUUUUACAGACUGGAGAACACUGCAAUUUUUUUUUCGUCCCCAAACUUUAUAUAAUGGAGCAAGUCCUUUUGUGUCAGGUCUCUGGAGGAUACGGUGUAAGCUUCUUCCGUACAGAGUAAUGAGGGCGAGUUUCAAUGUGUUAACUUACACUGUUGUGAAGAAAAAAACAGGACUCACCAACACCACAUAAUACAGUACUAUGUGUGUGUGUUGCUUCAGCGGGACUAGAGAGAAGGAGUGAGAGGGAGGGAGUGUGAGAGGGAGGGAGGGAGUGGGAGAGAGAGGGAGGGAGGGUAGGGAGGGGAGGUGUACACAUAUCAAGUGUUUUGUACAGAGUUGUGUUCAGUAUUAUAUAUAAGCAGUUGUUGUUUUCUUGUAUUUAUUUUUAAGUUCCAACAGAUUAAGUUUAUUCCAAAGUGUUAUAUUUAUGUAUAGUGUGACGUCAAAGGCUCUACCUGUGGUGUUACAACCGGUGUGUGUCAGGAGGGACAGCGGCCACACCACAGCACCGAGGUAGAGCACGGCGCCAUCUGUCGAUAUAUAAAGACUAAAAGGAAAACCAACACUUGAUUUCUCACUAAUCUUAAGUUAUAUAAUAAUAAUAAUAAUAAAAAACAAACAAAUAAAAACUUUCAGCCAUGUAACGAAGAAAAUAAUAAAAAGUAAAAUAU
Homarus americanus (American lobster) is the source of this 3670-nucleotide messenger RNA. RefSeq names its product gamma-aminobutyric acid receptor subunit alpha-2-like. The record is from RefSeq and is a predicted model, not a curated record. Gene Ontology annotation, cellular component: membrane; neuron projection; synapse. Gene Ontology annotation, molecular function: transmembrane signaling receptor activity; chloride channel activity; extracellular ligand-gated monoatomic ion channel activity. Lineage: Eukaryota; Metazoa; Arthropoda; Malacostraca; Decapoda; Nephropidae. Gene Ontology annotation, biological process: chloride transmembrane transport; chemical synaptic transmission; signal transduction. Bases 479 to 1654 code for a protein of 391 amino acids. The transcript has 11 exons.